Molecule: messenger RNA, 1482 nt
Organism: Ustilaginoidea virens
Lineage: Eukaryota; Fungi; Ascomycota; Sordariomycetes; Hypocreales; Clavicipitaceae
Exons: 4
Coding region: 1-1482 (493 amino acids)
Biological process (GO): peptidyl-lysine monomethylation
Cellular component (GO): nucleus
Molecular function (GO): protein binding; protein-lysine N-methyltransferase activity
Source: RefSeq, a predicted model, not a curated record
AUGCCAGCUCAACUUCCGAUUGAUGCGUUCCCCGCGUGGGCACACGUCAACAAUGUGUGCUUUCAAAACGUGAUACUUAAAGAGGUUGGGGAUGAAAAGGGUGUCGGAUUGCUGGCUGAGUCCCAAUUCAAAAGCGUCAGCAAGCAAAGCUCCAGUGAGAAGACGAGUGUGUUGCUUCAAGUUCCUCACGACUUGGUUCUAUCCGCGGAAGCCGUUGACGGGUAUGCCAAGGUUGAUGGGAAUUUCAAACAGUUGCUGGAAGUAGCUGGAGGGUUGUCAACAAGACAUGACAUGAUGCUUUACCUCAUAUCGCAUCUGACUCAAACUCGACGCCCCGGGGGCCUAACGCCAACUCCUUGGACAAAAUAUAUUCGCUUCCUACCCCGUCCCGUACCUGUUCCAACAAUGUGGACCGAACCAGAACGUAUUCUCCUGCACGGCACAUCCCUAGAGACUGCCUUGAAAGCAAAGUUCAUCAGGCUGGCCGACGAAUUCGGCCAGCUGCGUGAGAAGUCCAUGGGCCUUGCAUUCUGGAAUGCCCUAUUCUGGAAAGAUGAAACGGUCUCAUUGGAGGACUGGAUUUUGGCAGACGCUUGGUAUCGGUCGAGAUGUUUGGAGCUUCCUAGGUCUGGAACCAGCAUGGUCCCUGGGCUUGACAUGGUCAAUCAUUCAGGGUUACCAGCCGCGUAUUAUGAUGAAAACACAAAAGACGAGGUUUUACUUGCCGUUCGUCCGGGGACGAGUCUCGCAGCUGGUGAAGAGGUGACGAUUUCAUAUGGAGAUGCCAAGCCCGCAUCCGAGAUGCUCUUCAGCUACGGCUUCAUCGACUCAGCCAACGCCGUUUACAAACUGAGCUUGCCUCUAGAUCCACUUCCCGAUGACCCUCUCGCCAAAGCCAAGUUGCAUGUUUUUGGCGAAUCACCGCUUGUUACAUUAUCUCUAGCGACAGAGGAAGGAAAGGGAGGAGAACCGGGACUUGCCACGUGGUAUUCGCCAUUUGUGUACUUGAUGUGCCUCAACGAGGAAGAUGGCCUAUCGUUCCAGCUUCUCCAGGAUGUCUCGGGAGGCCGGGAGCUGCGUUUGCUGUGGCAAGAUGCCGACGUGACAGACCGCGUGCACGACUUCGAAAACCUCAUCCGUGGUCAUCCAUUAUGCAAAGUUUUCGAGCUGCGCGCCGUUUCGGCACUCCACCAAACGGUAGAGGAACAACUGGUCCGAGCCGAUAGGGGUCCAUCAGACGCUGAACUCGAAGCCUUGCAGCAAGCAGGCGUAUUGAGGUCGGAGCGUGUUGCGGCGGCACAGACAUUGAAAGAGGUGGAGAGAAAGGUAAUGGCUAGCGCCGUCAGGACUCUGGAACGUGAGCGAGACUUCCUUCUGGCUAACCACGACGUGAUUGCAUAUCUUGGGUCGGUUGAGAACCCCCCAGUCGGGCAAGCACCGCAAGGCACGAUACUCAGCGAGCAUGAAGACGACUUCAGCUGA